This is a messenger RNA of Helianthus annuus (common sunflower), 2012 nucleotides long. Its product is annotated as laccase-14. Gene Ontology annotation, cellular component: apoplast. The transcript is spliced from 5 exons. NCBI's taxonomy places the organism in Eukaryota, Viridiplantae, Streptophyta, Magnoliopsida, Asterales, Asteraceae. Gene Ontology annotation, biological process: lignin catabolic process. Gene Ontology annotation, molecular function: copper ion binding; hydroquinone:oxygen oxidoreductase activity. The coding region runs from base 72 to 1784 and encodes 570 amino acids. The record is from RefSeq and is a predicted model, not a curated record.
UAAACAACAUUGAGGCAUAUAUAGUACCAGAAGAUAGAUAUACCUUAUUAAGUUUCAUCGAUCAUAUAUAUAUGAAGACUGACAUGAACACACAUGUUCUUGUUUUAGGGCUCUUGGUGCUUCUUCUAGGUUUGCUGCAAUCAGAAGCAGCUGUGGUUAGAUAUAAGUUCGUGGUUCAAGAAAGUAACUACACAAGGCUAUGCAGCAGCAAGAACAUCUUGACAGUUAAUGGACAAUACCCUGGUCCAACUAUUUCUGCUCACAGAGGAGACACCCUUAUUGUUGAUGUUAUCAACCAAGCAACCCAAAAUAUCACAAUUCAUUGGCAUGGAGUGAAACUACCAAGAUAUCCAUGGUCCGACGGGCCUGAGUUUAUCACUCAAUGCCCGAUUCAACCUGGAACUCGUUUUAGCCAGAAGGUUAUCCUCUCCGAUGAGGAAGGCACAUUAUGGUGGCAUGCACACAGCGACUGGUCUCGAGCCACUGUGCAUGGUUUACUAGUCGUCUCACCCAAGAUUGGAACUACUUUCCCAUUUCCUAAGCCCCAUGCGGAGGUUCCAGUCAUCUUAGGUGACUGGUGGAAAAAUGAUAUACAGGCAGUGAUGGAAGACUUCAUGCGUAGAGGAGGUGAUCCGGUUCCCUCUGAUGCUCUAACAAUCAAUGGUCAACCAGGCGAUUGCUACAACUGCUCUCGUCCAUACACAACCAAAGUAUAUGUAGAUAAGGGAAAGACUUACAUGCUCCGAAUGGUGAAUGCGGCCAUGAACAACAUCAUGUUCUUUGCAAUUGCGGACCAUGAGCUUGUCGUCGUAGGAACUGAUGGUGCCUACACAAAGCCACUGAAAACCAACUAUCUGGCAAUAUCUCCCGGGCAAACCAUAGACGUCUUGUUAGUGGCGAACCAACCUCGCAAUCGCUACUAUAUGGCAGCAAAGUUCUAUAGCAGCAAUCCUCGCAGCCUAUUCGAUAACUCCACCACCACGGCCAUCAUCGAAUACAAUGGAAAAUACACCCCAUCUCCUAACUCACCUGUUCUCCCUCCUCUUCCUGCUUUCAAUGACCGAAACGCAUCUGCUAACUUCACAAGCAGCUUACGAAGUUUGGCAAGCAAUGAUCAUCCUAUUGACGUGCCGAUGACCAUUACAAGGAAGUUGUUAUACACCCUCUCUAUUAACUCGAUACCUUGCGCUAGUAACACUACAUGUGCGGGACCAAGAGGUACCAGCAGGUUCGCUGCAAGCAUAAACAAUAUCACCUUUGAUGCUCCCAGGACUUCCAUUCUUGGAGCUUACUACCGCGGAGUGAACGGUGUUUAUGGUGACGACUUUCCUGACAAUCCCCCAUUCGUCUUCGACUACACAGCAGCGAAUUUGAGUACUUCGCUACAGACUCCGAAGAAUGGGACAGAGGUUAAAAUCCUAAAGUAUAAUGACACGGUGGAGCUUGUUUUCCAAGGAACAAACGUGGUCUCAGGGAUAGAUCACCCCAUGCAUUUGCAUGGAUACAGUUUCUAUGUUGUUGGGUCUGGAUUUGGAAACUUCGAUCGACAACGAGAUCCUUUGAACUAUAAUCUUGUUGACCCUCCGCUUCAACAGACCAUUGCUGUUCCUCAAAACGGCUGGACAGCCAUCAGAUUCAGAGCAAAUAAUCCUGGAGUAUGGUUCAUGCAUUGUCAUUUCGAGCGUCACGUAAGUUGGGGGAUGGAGAUGGUAUUCAUUGUAAGAAACGGGAAAGGUGCUAACGAGAAAAUCUUGCCUCCACCAAAAGAUAUGCCAAAGUGUUAGAAGAUUUGUUCAUUUAAUUUAAUUUAAUUUGUUCGUCAAAAGUUAAUUUGUUUGCCAAAAAUAACUUAUGUCCUUAUACUUGUUUUUAUUUUCUUCUAAUUCCUUGUAUUGUUUCUUCCGCUUACACAUCAUUGCUUUUAUUAUUUGAUUGAUUUUCAAAUGUAAUAAGUUGAUUGUUUAAAUGCAUUAUGUAAUUGUGACGAACAUGAAUAAAGAAAGUUGUUGAUU